GUUCUCUGUUUAAAAGCAAGGGAUGCAUGUGCCUCCCUUAUGAAUUGACAAAGGUAUUGUGGGCUGUUUGUCAUCUUCAUCUUUACCUGAGGUUCUGAAUCCUACUGUGUCUGUGGCAUCAUGGGAAGGCAAAAGGUUUUCAUGGACAAAAUGAUGCAAAUGUUUCACAUCCGAAACCUACUGAUGCGUCAGGCUCUUGCGGAAUGCCUGGGCACCCUCAUUCUGGUGAUGUUUGGCUGUGGAGCUGUUGCUCAGCUAGUCCUGAGUGAAGGUUCGCAUGGAAUGUUCCUGACGGUGAAUUUCGCAUUUGGUUUCGCUGCCACACUUGGGAUUUUGGUGUGUGGCCAAGUUUCAGGUGGUCAUCUGAACCCAGCUGUGACCUUUGCUCUUUGCAUCCUUGGGAGAGAACCAUGGAAAAAGUUCCCUGUGUACUUCAUAUUUCAGACUGUAGGUGCCUUCCUUGGAUCUGGAAUCAUAUUUGGCAUGUAUUUUGAUGCACUUUGGGAGUAUCGGAAAGGCAGUCUGAUUGUGUUGGGUGAAAAUGCUACAGCUGGAAUAUUUGCCACAUUUCCAUCCAAACAUCUCAGCCUGGUCAAUGGCUUCUUUGACCAAGUGAUUGGCACAGCAGCUCUGAUCGUGUGUAUACUUGCCAUCGUGGACCCGUAUAACAACCCAAUCCCACGUGGGCUAGAAGCCUUCACUGUGGGCUUUGUGGUUUUGGUUAUUGGCCUUUCUAUGGGAUUUAACUCGGGUUACGCCGUGAACCCAGCCAGAGACCUCGGACCCCGAAUCUUUACCUCAAUUGCAGGCUGGGGCAGUGAAGUCUUUACAGUGAACGAUUAUUGGUUCUUUGUUCCGAUCUUCGCACCAUUUAUCGGUGCCAUGGUGGGCGUUUUGGUGUACCAGCUGAUGGUGGGAUACCAUUUGGAGGGAGAAUCCCAAGAGAGGGAAGAAGCAGAAACCCGCAAAGAGAAAGUAAGGCUGAAGUCAUGCAAAGCGUCUGGGUAAAAUGCCAUAGUGUAAAAUCUCACUUAUAAUUCUUUUAUUGUUAAAGUCAUUUCUUACGGUCCAAAUCCCAGACAGUUUGUCUUCAUGUUCCCUUUGACAUUUAGAGCUCAUAGUCCCUCUUCUCUCCAUUCGAAAUCCCAGACAGCAUAAGUCCCAUGUUUUCUUUGGCACAUAACAUUUCACUGCCUGUGUACAGCCGUCUGAUUGCCCUGAUGUCCUACCUAAAUCCCAGAAUGUUUGUCCUCUCUUACUCACUGCUUUUAAUGUAUAACCAGACAAGUCUAGACAUGGCUAAAUCCUGCACUAAACCCACAAACCACAAGAUCCUUAUUUCUGACAUAUUAAUCUUGUUCAAGAACAGCUGUGUCUUGAACAGCACUAAAAGCAUAUCAAAAUUCAUUUGCAUUUUUUUUUUUGCAUUGUUACUUAUAUAUUUUUCCCUCUUAAAGUGUGUUGUUUCUUAUCUCACAUAUGUCUGUAUUGACAUAAUUGAGAUUAAGAAGAAGAUAAUGACUUUAUAUCAUAUUUCAGGUAACCACAAGAAGACAUAAUUAGAGAAGCAGAGUAAUAUACAGUAUACCUAUGGAUAGAAUUUCCCACUGAUUAAAAUAUGUCUAAAAAUAACCUCCAUCUCCACCUAUAACUUGUUUAUUUUGCAUGUUGUACUAAUUGUUGCAUUUAUUAUAAGAAGGAAUAACAGAAGUCAGGGGUUAUCAUGGUUAGUAUAUUUGCCUUGCCUGGGGUGUGCUUUCUUCCCUCUGCCCUCCCCAAGUCCAGAGACAUGCGUUGUGGGCUGAUUGGCAUCUCUAAAUUGUCUGUAGUAUGUUUUAAAGGAUGUCUUUACUUUGCUUUGUGCUCCUAAUCCCCUGGGAAAGUCUCCAGGUUCCCUGUGACCCUGUGUAGGAAAAGCGCUACAGAAAAUGGAUGGAUAGAUAACAGAAGUCCUAAAUUCUAAGUUGGUGGUUACUUGUUAUUUCGUCAUUGUUAUGUUGAAUAAUCUUUUGUGGUCUGCAUAUGUUGAUCUUUUAUUCAUUUUUGUUUUUAAUUUGUGAUAGUUAUCAUCCAAGCAUAAGGAACCUAUUUCCAUCUGUUGUAUUAAUUACUAACCUUUUUCCAUUUAUCGUAUUAAUGUUAUCGAUUUAUGUAUUCAUGACACUUAUCUGUGUUAAUUGAGAUGCUUUUUUUUCCCAUUACAUAUACGUAUCAUUAAAGGAAAUGUUGAAAUAUUAGAGAUACAGUUUGUUGCUAAGGUUUGCAUUGUCUAAAUAGAAUAUUCGAAGCAUUCCUUACAUCCUAAGGGCAUGUUCAUGCAUUUAGAGACUUUCACAGUAAAUAAAACAUGAAAAAUGUCCAAUGUGGCCCAAUACACCAAGGCCGGCAUUACGUUUCCUCUCAUCUCUGCCAAAAAAUUCCCUUUGAGCCUUGAGGCACUCAUAAAACGCACUGUUUGAGUCUUUUUCAGCUUCAUCAAGCAUAAAGUGGACAAGUCGAAGGCCAUUUUCAACAAUGAUGCCAUAAAUAAAACCUGCUUAGGUGAAGACUUAUUUUCAAACAACACUACUACAUGGGCACUAAAGUUUUGCCCUCUAAUGGAUUUUACAUCACAGCUUUAAACAGAUCUCCAACUUUUGCUUGAUAUUGAUAUUGCACCAUUGGAAAGAUUCUUCUGUGAGAAGGGUUUUUUUGUGCACUUGUGCCCUUAGAGCAAAGUUACACUUUAAAUCAAUAUAAAGUUAUUCUGAUGGUUCGCCUUAAUCCAAUUAUGAAAUAUUGAUGGGAGUUGUCUUAUCCAGCAUGACUCCACAUGGCACAAGGACACUGUAUCGUUUAAUGAGCUUGAAAAUGGUCUAAAUCGUAUGUUAUGGCCUUCAUCGUCACAGGAUCUCAAUCUAGUUGAAGACCAAUGGGAGAUUUUGGAGUGAUGUGUUAGACAGUGUUCUCGACUACAUCAUUAAAUCUUUUAUUGAGGGAAUAUCUUUUGGAAGGUGGUGUGCAAAUACGGUAUAUGAUCAAAUGUUUUAUGUGAAAAAUGUUUACAGUCAUAAAAUCCCAAAUGAAAUGAUGAUAUUCUAUCUGACAUGUUAUUAAAUUGUUGAGCAUUUA
Molecule: messenger RNA, 3111 nt
Organism: Hemibagrus wyckioides
Lineage: Eukaryota; Metazoa; Chordata; Actinopteri; Siluriformes; Bagridae
Gene: aqp3b
Product: aquaporin 3b
Exons: 6
Coding region: 121-1008 (295 amino acids)
Biological process (GO): glycerol transmembrane transport; water transport
Cellular component (GO): plasma membrane; basolateral plasma membrane
Molecular function (GO): glycerol channel activity; water channel activity; urea transmembrane transporter activity
Source: RefSeq, a predicted model, not a curated record